CGGCCAGGGGAGGUGCAAAAGCUUCGUAAGCAUAAAGAAGCAGCUCCCUGUCUGCGGGCGGCGGUGCUCAGCUUGUCCCGCGAGCCUCCGGGCUACGGAGGCGGGGAAGGAGCCUCGUGAUCGCCGUUGUGCAACAACUGUGCGCUUGCGACAGAUGCGGGGGGGACGCAGCCGGGUGCAGAAGCGGCUGGAGAGAGAGGGAUCGCGAGAGAAGACAAAAUGGUGGCUUUUUAUCGUCUUACUGCCCCAUUGCUGUUGGCUGGGCUCUGCUUGGGAUGGGACUUCCCCUUUAGGGAUCCCACAUUGUCUUGGGAGGAACGAGUGGACGACCUGGUUAACAGGCUGACCCCGAAGGAGAUGAUCCUGCAGAUGGCGAGAGGCGGAGCUAAGGGCAAUGGGCCGGCCCCACCUAUUGAGCGUUUGGGCAUUGGGCCCUACAACUGGAACACAGAAUGUCUUCGUGGAGAUGCAGAAGCACAAGGCUGGGCGACAUCUUUUCCUCAAGCGCUUGGCUUGGCUGCCUCUUUCAAUCCUCAACUCAUCUUCGAAGUGGCCAACGCUACGGCCACUGAGGUUCGCGCCAAGCACAACUAUUUUGAAUCCGUUGGCUAUUAUAAUGACCAUACUGGCUUAAGCUGCUUCAGCCCAGUCUUGAACAUUAUGCGGCACCCACUCUGGGGCAGGAACCAGGAGACUUAUGGGGAGGACCCAUUCUUGACCACCCAGCUGGGAAUUGCAUUUGUGAAGGGGCUGCAGGGUGACCAUCCCCGCUACGUCAAAACUAAUGCCGGCUGCAAGCAUUUUGAUGUCCAUGGGGGUCCUGAGAAUAUCCCUGUAUCCCGUUUUUUGUUUGAUGCCAAGGUGGAAGAACGUGAUUGGCGCAUGACUUUCCUGCCUCAGUUUGAGGCCUGCGUGCGAGCCGGGACAUUCAGCUUCAUGUGCAGCUAUAACAGAAUUAAUGGAGUCCCGGCCUGUGCUAACAAGAAGCUGUUGACAGACAUCCUCCGAAAUGAAUGGGGCUUCCAGGGUUAUGUGGUGAGCGAUGAAGGUGCCGUGGAGUUGAUCAUGGUUGGGCACCGCUACACGCAAAGUUUCCUGGAGACUGCAAUAGUGGCUGUGAACGCCGGAUGUAAUCUAGAGCUUUCUUACGGGAUGAAGAAUAAUGUUUACAUGCACAUAGCCGAAGCCCUUAGCAAGGGGAACAUUUCUUUGGAAAUGAUCCGGGAUCGUGUCCGCCCCCUUUUCCUCACUCGUCUGCGCCUGGGUGAAUUUGACCCACCAGCCAUGAACCCCUAUAAUGCACUGGGGGCUGAGGUUAUACAGUCAAAAGCCCACCACAGUCUGGCCCUCAAAGCCGCCCUCCAGACUUUUGUGUUGCUAAAAAACCGGAACGAAAUGCUACCUUUCAAAGCAGAAGAUCUACUGCACAAGACCAUUGCGGUGGUCGGACCCUUUGCAGACAAGGCUAAUCUCCUCUUUGGGGAUUAUGCACCAGUCCCUGACCCCCAAUACAUUUAUACACCCAGGAGGGGCUUAGCAGCUAUCUCAGCAAAUGUCACCUCUGCUCUUGGAUGUGAGAAUCCGAGGUGUCUCCAGUAUAAUCCCAAAGAUGUGAAAGCUGCAAUCGAAGGAGCAGACGUUGCGAUUGUGUGCCUUGGGACAGGAGCUGAUCUGGAAUCUGAAUCCAAUGAUCGCAAGAAUUUGUCUUUGCCCACACAUCAAAUGGACCUUCUGCAGUCUUCUGUGGCCUGGGCCGCUGGCCGCCCUGUGGUUCUGCUCCUGUUCAACGCUGGCCCGCUGGAUAUAAGCUGGGCCAAGGACGAGGAUGCCGUGGGGGCAAUCGUGGCUUGUUUCUUUCCUGCUGAGACCACAGGGCUGGCUGUGGCCAAGAUGCUGGUGGGCGCUGAAGGGGCAAAUCCCGCUGGCAGGUUGCCUGCUACGUGGCCAGCAGGAAUGCACCAGGUACCGCCAAUAGAGAACUACACAAUGAUUGGCAGGACAUAUCGCUACUACGGAAAAGAGACCCCGUUGUACCCCUUUGGCUUCGGACUCUCAUAUACCACCUUCCAGUACCGUGACCUGGUAGUGGGUGCUGACCAAGUGCCCAUUUGUGGCAAUCUUAGCAUCUCUGUGGUGGUGGAGAACGUUGGAUCCAGAGAUGGUGAAGAGGUGGUGCAGCUCUACCUCCGCUGGGGACAAGCGUCUGUGCCUAUGCCCCACUGGCAGCUAGUUGGCUUCCGCCGCUUGCCGAUACGCCCGGGACAAGCUGCCAAGGUGGCCUUCCUGUUACCUUUCAGCCAGAGAGCCGUAUGGGCUGGUCAGUGGUGGUUGGAGCCUGGCACUUUCACCGUAUUUGUUGGCGGUCAGCAGCCCUUCCAAGAAGUGCGGCUUCCUUCAAACGUUCUCCAGACCGAUUUUCAUGUCUUUGGGAACUCCCGUAGUGCAAGCCAAUGCUAGUCUCCCAAAUAGGCCAGGAUUGCUCAGGGACAUCAACCCGUUGGCUUGCUGAGCCAGAGUUUAUCAAACAAGACGUUUUGCAGUGAGUAAAAGCUUAUAGUAGAGGGAGCCAAUCUGACGUUUCUGAGAAGGUAUGACUAUUCAUCUGAAAACGUGUUUUUGUUGGCUCCGGUGACUGGAUUGCGCUGGACAAUGGGCAGGGGAAGGGUUACCCUGGAAAGAUAAGAUUGCCAGAAGAAUAACAGAGCACUUACAGAAUGGUAAUAAACUCCAUUUUCAAGUGGU
Crotalus tigris (Tiger rattlesnake) is the source of this 2742-nucleotide messenger RNA. RefSeq names its product probable beta-D-xylosidase 2. NCBI's taxonomy places the organism in Eukaryota, Metazoa, Chordata, Lepidosauria, Squamata, Viperidae. Bases 220 to 2457 code for a protein of 745 amino acids. The record is from RefSeq and is a predicted model, not a curated record. Gene Ontology annotation, molecular function: xylan 1,4-beta-xylosidase activity; alpha-L-arabinofuranosidase activity. Gene Ontology annotation, cellular component: plant-type cell wall. Gene Ontology annotation, biological process: xylan catabolic process; arabinan catabolic process. The transcript has 15 exons.